This is a messenger RNA of Sphaeramia orbicularis (orbiculate cardinalfish), 2409 nucleotides long. RefSeq names its product solute carrier family 7 member 8b (gene slc7a8b). Gene Ontology annotation, cellular component: membrane. The transcript is spliced from 12 exons. Bases 119 to 1681 code for a protein of 520 amino acids. NCBI's taxonomy places the organism in Eukaryota, Metazoa, Chordata, Actinopteri, Kurtiformes, Apogonidae. Gene Ontology annotation, biological process: neutral amino acid transport; amino acid transmembrane transport. Gene Ontology annotation, molecular function: neutral L-amino acid transmembrane transporter activity; L-amino acid transmembrane transporter activity. The record is from RefSeq and is a predicted model, not a curated record.
CCACUGAAUAACGUCAACCAUGAAGCCCAUCACUUAACUGGAAGCUCUCUGGGUUUUACCAAGGAGCAGUUUUUAAGAAGGGAGGUGCUGCUCCCAUUAAAAAAGUGGAGGAUUCAGGAUGAGUGGGAGUCCCAGGAAGAGGAGCAGCAGCAUCAGCAUCAGGACCAGCAGCAGCACCGGGGAUGGACAGUCUGAGUCUAAAGGGGGCUCUGGAGUGGCUCUGAAAAAGCAGAUAGGCCUGGUCAGCGCCUGUGGCAUCAUAGUGGGAAAUAUCAUUGGAUCGGGUAUUUUUGUGAGUCCAAAGGGGGUCCUGGAGAACGCGAGCUCAGUGGGAGUGGCCAUCAUUGUGUGGGCCAGUACAGGAGUUAUUACAGCGAUUGGUGCCCUCUGUUAUGCAGAGUUAGGUGUGACGAUUCCCAAGUCUGGAGGAGACUACUCCUACGUCAAAGACAUUUUCGGAGGACUGGCUGGGUUUCUGCGUCUGUGGAUUGCAGUGUUGGUUAUUUACCCCACUAACCAGGCUGUGGUGGCUCUCACCUUCUCAAACUACAUCCUGCAGCCCUUCUUUCCCUCCUGCCUCCCUCCGGACAGCUGUCUAAGCCUGUUAGCUGCUGUCUGCCUGCUGUUGUUGACAUGGAUUAACUGUUACAACGUGCGCUGGGCCACAUAUGUUCAAGAUGUCUUCACUGCCGGUAAACUUUUGGCUUUAGGCCUCAUCAUAGUCAUGGGAAUCGUCCAGAUAUGUAAAGGUCAAUAUUACUGGCUGGAACCAGCGCACGCCUUCACGACCUUCCAUGACUAUGACAUCGGUCUGCUGGCCCUGUCCUUUUUACAAGGCUCUUUUGCUUAUGGAGGCUGGAACUUCCUCAACUACGUCACAGAAGAGUUGGUCGACCCAUACAGAAAUCUGCCUCGUGCAAUCUUCAUCUCCAUCCCUGUGGUCACCUUUGUCUAUGUGUUCGCCAACGUGGCCUACGUCACAGCCAUGACUCCCCAGGAGCUGGUGGCCUCAAACGCUGUAGCAGUGACAUUUGGAGAGAAAUUGCUAGGAGUAAUGUCAUGGAUCAUGCCCAUCUCUGUGGCGCUCUCCACCUUCGGGGGGGUCAAUGGCUCCCUCUUCACGUCGUCGCGGCUGUUUUUUGCCGGUGCAAGGGAAGGACAUCUUCCACGCCUCUUCGCCAUGAUUCACGUCACUCGCUGCACUCCCAUACCGGCCCUGCUGUUCACACUGAUCACCACUCUGCUGAUGUUGUGUACCAGUGAUAUUUACACCCUCAUAAACUACGUGGGUUUCAUUAACUACCUCUUCUAUGGUGUCACUGUUGCUGGGCAGAUUGUGCUGCGUAUUAAAAAGCCCGACAUGUAUCGACCCAUUAAGGUGAGCCUGAUCUGGCCGGUGAUCUACCUCCUGUUCUGGGCCUUUCUCCUGGUCUUUUCCCUUUACUCAGAACCUGUGGUCUGUGGUAUUGGUCUGGCCAUUAUGCUGACUGGUGUCCCAAUAUAUUUCCUGGGAGUCUACUGGGAAAGCAAGCCACAAUGUUUUAAUAUUACUGUUGAUAAAUUUACUCAUCUGUGCCAAAAGUUAUGUUUGGUGGUCUAUCCAGAGGCAAAGGAGAGCUCAGAACCUGCUCGGAAUAACAAUGAAGAAGAGGAUGGUCUGUUUGAGCAUGUGCAUAAAUAAACUAUGUGGAAGAUUCCCUGGAAGAUGGUGAAAUGCAUAUUUAUCUAGUGUUAGUAUUACAACAAGUACAAUAAUCCUGAGCCCUGGACUUUAUAGCUCUAUAUGUGUUUUUUGGACGGGCCUGGCUGCACUUUAGUGUUUUUUCUGUCUACAAAUUAGGACAAUAUUUUGAUCUUUUGUCUGUACUAAUUCAUUGUUGGAAAACAGUAUAAACAUUCUAAUGCUCAAAAAUCAUUAUAUAUUGAUCACUUCAUUAUACUAACAUUGGAAAUAAUAAAUGGUUUUAAUGACAGAUGCAUUAACCUUCAUUUUUGUGUGUGUAUAUAUGUAGAAAAAUAAGAUGUUUUCAUGGCUCUGUGUAGACAUCAGAUGAUCACGUGCAUAGGCUGUGAAGGUGUUUAUAAAGAAUUUAUAACUCGGGAAAUAAAGUAAUCGAUCAUUUAAAACUUAAAGGGAUGUUUCCGUUUGUGCAGCUUUUUCCAAAUAAUUAAAAAUUCACCAUAUCCAGGGGUAUGUUGUACUGUAGAGGUUUGAGUUGGUACUGCCUGCGGAUCAUCUCAUCAAUGUUUCAUCCACCUGUUGGUGCACCUGAUGUACGUGGAGGUGGAGUCCACGCACAGAGAACGAUCGAAUUGCGGAAGUUUCACUCAGCCGUGACGAGCAGGAAAAUCAGGUCACGUUACACUAAACACAGAAGGAAAGUGUGCGAUUCCACCUUCACAAUAAAA